This is a messenger RNA of Rhincodon typus (whale shark), 4194 nucleotides long. RefSeq names its product UDP-N-acetyl-alpha-D-galactosamine: polypeptide N-acetylgalactosaminyltransferase 7 (gene galnt7). Lineage: Eukaryota; Metazoa; Chordata; Chondrichthyes; Orectolobiformes; Rhincodontidae. Bases 568 to 2532 code for a protein of 654 amino acids. Gene Ontology annotation, cellular component: Golgi apparatus. The transcript is spliced from 12 exons. The record is from RefSeq and is a predicted model, not a curated record.
GUUUUAAAAAAAGGGACUAAAUAAAAUCAUCCCUUCCCACUAUCAGCUCUUCAUUCGGACCCGGGGGUGUUUUGUGGCGUCGUUAGGCAGAGCCUUCCAAAACAAAAGAGCGAAACCUCAUCCACGUCAUGUGGAAUGAGAGCUUGAGGGUAAUUAACGGCGUAACCGACAAAGGGACUGAAAGAAAAACAAGAGAGAGAGAGAGAGAAAGAAAGAAGGAAGGAAGGGGCGGUGCACAUGUUGCUGGAGAGCUGGAGGGGGCAGCAGUGCGUGAAACCUGCUCUAAGUAGGAAGACGAUUAAAACCGAAAGAGGAGAGACAGAGAAAUCAGUCACGGGAAAAGCCUUCCUUUUUGAAAAAAAAUUAAGAGUUAUUAUUUUUGUAAAUACGUCUCGUCGCGCAUUGGAAUUUUUUUUCUUAAGAAAAGCAUUUAUCUCCUCUCGCAGAUCGCAAACGUUUAUGUACAGCACAUUAUAAAUAUCUGUAUGUUUAUAUCUAUUGCACAUUGGGAAAGUUGAAGUAGUCUCAGUAACAGGCAGACACACACACACACAGAGGGAGGGAGCAAUGAGGGUGAAAGUCGGCUUCCUCUUACGGAGUUUGCUGAUCAUCGGGACUUUCCUGGCGCUGAUGGGGCUCUGGUCCAAGCUUCUCUCAUCCCAAAGCGACGAGAACAACCCGUUCGAGCGGCAGAUGCCUGGAAGAGAUAUCAACAACCAUCUGCUAAAUGUUGGAGGCAAUGGACGUGCUGCGAAUAAAUUUCAGCCUGUUGUCCCUUGGCCUCAGGUUGAGGGGGUAGAAGUGGACCUAGAAUCUAUUCGACUGAAAAAUAAAAAUGCAGCACAACAGCAUGUUGCUGACAACAACCAACAAAAUGCAAUACAGAAACAAUAUGUUACUUUUAAACCCCAGAAACAUGCUUAUUCUGAUCCAGUGUUGAGAAGUGGUGUUCUAGGGAACUUUGAACCCAAAGAGCCAGAACCUCACGGUGUCGUCAAUGGUCCUGGAGAAGGCGCAAAACCUUUUAUAUUGGGACCUGAAUAUAAAGAAGCUGUGCAAGCAAGUAUCAAGGAAUUUGGUUUCAACAUGGUGGCCAGUGAUAUGAUCUCGCUGGAUCGGACAGUCAAUGAUCUGAGGCAUGAAGAGUGCAAGCAUUGGCAUUAUGACGAUCGUCUCCUCACAUCUAGUGUUAUCAUUGUCUUCCAUAAUGAAGGAUGGUCAACCCUUAUGAGAACUGUCCACAGUGUGAUCAAGAGGACACCCAAAAAGUAUCUAGCAGAAAUAGUUAUGAUUGAUGACUACAGUAACAAAGCUCAUUUAAAGGAGAGAUUGGAACAAUAUUUGAAACAGUGGAAUGGGUUAGUCAAGGUAUUUCGAAAUGAAAGAAGAGAAGGAUUAAUUCAAGCAAGAAGUAUUGGUGCUCAUAAAGCAACCCUCGGCCAGGUACUGAUAUAUCUUGAUGCUCAUUGUGAAGUUGGACCAAACUGGUAUGCGCCGCUGAUAGCUCCAAUUGCUGCGAACAGAACUUCAUGCACAGUUCCCCUUAUAGAUUAUAUAGAUGGUAAUGACUUUACCAUUGAACCACAGCAAGGUGGGGAUGAGGAUGGUUUUGCCAGAGGGGCCUGGGAUUGGAGCUUGCUGUGGAAGCGUGUACCGUUAAACAGUCGUGAAAAGGCCAGAAGAAUGCAUAAAACUGAGCCUUAUCGGUCCCCAGCUAUGGCUGGGGGUUUGUUCGCUAUUGAACGAGAUUACUUCUUUGAACUUGGGCUAUAUGACCCUGGCCUUCAAAUCUGGGGAGGUGAAAACUUCGAGAUAUCUUAUAAGAUAUGGCAGUGUGGAGGCAAGUUGCUGUUUGUACCUUGCUCUCGUGUUGGACAUAUUUAUCGUCUACAUGGGUGGGCAGGAAAUCCACCGCCUGCUCAUGUUGGGUCAUCCCCAACAUUAAAGAAUUAUGUUCGUGUUGUUGAAGUUUGGUGGGAUGAAUACGCCGACUAUUUUUAUGCAAGUCGUCCAGAAACAAAAGCCAUGGCUCACGGAGAUAUAUCUGAGCUCAAGAAAUUUCGUGAAGAACACAACUGCAAGAGUUUUAAAUGGUUUAUGGAAGAAAUAGCUUAUGACAUUCCAGACCAUUACCCAUUACCAGCUAAAAAUGUAGAAUGGGGAGAGAUCAGAGGAUAUGAAUCCGAUUAUUGCAUAGACAGCAUGGGCCAUACCAAUGGUGGGUUUGUUGAACUGGGACCUUGCCACAGAAUGGGAGGAAAUCAGCUGUUUCGAAUCAAUGAAGCCAACCAAUUGAUGCAGUAUGACCAGUGCUUGACCAGAGGACCUGAUGGCUCAAAGGUUAUGAUUACACACUGUAACAUGGAUGUAUACAAAGACUGGCAGUACUUUAAGACUUUGCACAGGUUCACACACAUUCCCACAGGCAAGUGUUUGGACCGCUCUGAAGUUGAUCACAAGAUUUUCAUCUCUGACUGUGACUCUGCAAAGAUGACACAAAAGUGGGAGAUGAACAACCUUCUCGCAGUGUAGAACUAUACUGGCAGCUGCUCAUAAUUUGUCAAAUAUAUGUACAAGAUGGAGAAUUAUCUGUAUAUUGCUGCAAAAAAAUAUGUACAGCUCUGUUUGUAAAUAUUUUUGACACCUUUUUUCAAUGAAGGUUCCAGAUAAACUGUGAUAAUGUAAUAUGAUAGUCAAUAUCAUGUAAUUACAAAAUGAUACUUUUUUUUGUUACCUUAAAUUCGUAGAUGUUUAUAACUUAUUCUGCUGUCAUCUUGAGACCUGCUGCAUCUUCAUUGUAAGGUGCAGCCCUAUUUUCUUUGGGUUUACACUCAGGGCGAUGAACAAAGGUGGCUUUUCCUCUUAAGUUUGUUUCAAUGGGUACAUUGUGAUCAAGAUCAUCUAUUUUGCCCCAAUAAGGCAAGCCCAAGAAAUUGAGAUCCGAAUGUUCCAGAAUGUUUGGUUGAAAUGUAAUGCACAAAGCCGUAGAUUCUUUUUAAUUCUGUUUAAUUCACCCCUAUAAGAAUCUUAGACAUUCAGAAAAGAAUUUUAGCAAGGUUCCAGUAGCGUGCUCAUUUUCAUAAGUGGGAGGGAAUCUUGUAAAUUUUGGCACGAUCCUGGAGAAUGCUGAAAAAUGUCAGAUGCUAAAAGACAAAACAGUGUUAUUAUUGUGGAAAUCAUUAAUCAGUAUAGAGUGCCAGAAACGAUGUAUUUUUUUUUAAGCCAAUGCAGAAAUAUUGCAGACCAGCAGAGAUCUUGGUGAUCAUGUGGGCUUCUUGGAGACACUCAUCCUUUGCUUAGAUUGUAAACUAUUAUUGAAACACUUCUGGCUUUCUUGGUCAAGUAGAUCCAAGAGUCUAUGUGUGCUUCUAAUUUUCAACAUUGUCUGAAAUCAAUCAUAAAACCACUUAAAUUUCUGCUGUGAUCUUGCCUAACCCAUAUUUCCAAGUUAUUUCUUUGCUGUUAUUUGACAGUGGAGCCAAAACGCCUAGCACUGCUUUUUAACCCCCAUAUUUAUUGAAUUAAUUCAUAUUUUUCUUAAGGAGAGUUUUUGUUUUAAUUCCUAAAUUAGUGACAGCAUUUUUAAGCAUUUUGGGAUUGCUGCUCAAGUUUCCUUCACACUGAUUCUGCAAAAUGAUUUUUGCAUGUACAAAUAAUGACACCUUUGGGGAAAUUAGCUAAUCUUGAUAAACUCUGUGCAGUAUUGAAAUAUAUUUUCUAUAAUAUACUUGAAUGUGGGUAGAAAUAAAGGUAUUUAACUUAGUUCUUUAGUAUAACACUGCAGCAACUCAUCACAAGAAAGAAAUAACUUAUUUUUUUUCUAAGCACUACCACUGAAAGAAAAAUGGUUUGGCCUGAAAUUCUUCAAAGAUGCUGUACUUCACUCCACCGGUGCUAUUGGAUAAUAAGUACAGAAUUAAUCUGCCAAAACAACAUCCUUUUGUAUUUAAUCCAUGUUUUACAUUGUUAUGCAAGAUGAUUUUUCAACUUUGGGUAUGCAAAUUGUUGACCUAUUGUAAAUAGCUCACAAAUAGUAAUUUCUGUACAAACUGUAUAAUUGGGAAGGGCUGUUUAAUUGACAAAAAUUUGGGAUUAAAAUGUUAUGGUGGUCAGAAAAUCAAACCAUAGUUCAUUCUGCUGUAAACUUGUUCUGGACUUAUCACUAAGCCAAAUAAAACAGACUACAACACAAUA